CAAAAUUGAUGCUUCAAAUUUUCUGUGGGUUUUGCCGCCACUGCGUUCUCUGAGUCGCAGUCUGUUUGGUAGAGACAACUGUAAACAGCCAUAUGUCGAGAAGGCAAUAUUAUCAAGAAUUCUUUCCAGUGGACCUGAUAGUUCGAUGGCUUUCGUAUAGCUUUCAACGCAACAAACAACUUUUCGAGAGACGUGAAUUAUCUUUUACUUUAGAUAACGAAAUAUAUGUUCGAUAUCAAAGUUUUGAAAGUGCUGAAGAUCUAAGAAAAGUUCUUGUCCAGAAGCUUCCUGUGAAAAUUGAUAUAGGAGCAGUUUACAACUAUCCACCUUGCAAUCAAUCACUCGUGACCUUAUUUGCACCUCUAGAGCGAGAACUAAUAUUCGAUAUUGACCUUACAGAUUAUGAGGACGUAGCUAUUAUGAAGUCUGAGGAUGAAGUCGAUUUAUGUGAUAAUAACUGGUAUCUUAUAGCAGCCGCUGUCGAGCUUUUAGAUAAGGCGUUAAGAGACGACUUUGGAUUUCAGCAUAUCCUUUGGGUAUACAGUGGCAGACGCGGUGUGCAUGGAUGGAUCUGCGAUGAACGAGCAAGGAAAUUAUCAGACGAGUGUAGAGACUCCAUUCUUGAAUAUUUGACUGUGCGACUUCCAUCCGCUUUGAGAGAAAUCUCUGUCAAAAGAGAAAAGUCCAAUGUUUCGGUUUGUUCGGACGAUUCUCUCAGGCAAUGGAAUACUCUUAGUGAUCCUUUUCUAAAACGAAGUUUCGACUAUUUAUAUCCUCUGUUCUUAAAAUACGUUGUACAAAGUCCUCAGUUCUUUUCCGAUGAAAAUCAUUUUAAAAAAUACCUAUCUCUCAUUCCAUCACAUUAUGCUCUACAAAUUGAGCGGUUGAUUGAAUCAAAUACUGUUGGAAUGGACCUUUGGGAGAGAGUAGAAGAGAUGCUUAAGGAACCAAAAAAAUCUUGCUUCUAUGGUUUGGUUGUUUGCUUGGUUUUUCAUUACUUGUAUCCUCGUUUGGAUGCCAACGUUUCACGUCAUAUGAAUCAUUUAUUGAAGUCUCCAUUCUGUUUGCAUCCAAAGACUCAACGUGUAUGUGUUCCUUUUUCAGCAAAUGAAGUCUGGACUUUUCAACCCUCUCGAGAUGCACCUCAAAUAUCUGACGAAAAUCUUGGACUUGACAGUAACGACAAGUUUGUUCUUGCGAAGCAAAGAAUGAAAAAUUUUAUCGAAGACUUUGAAAGAAUUCAAAAACUAGAAAAUAUCAAUGCGAACGAGCAGAAGUUGUUUCAACGACAUGACUUUAUAUAACAGCUACAAUAAAAUACUUUCUCAUUCA
Galdieria sulphuraria is the source of this 1332-nucleotide messenger RNA. RefSeq names its product DNA primase small subunit. The coding region runs from base 93 to 1304 and encodes 403 amino acids. The record is from RefSeq and is a predicted model, not a curated record. Gene Ontology annotation, cellular component: alpha DNA polymerase:primase complex. Gene Ontology annotation, biological process: DNA replication, synthesis of primer. Lineage: Eukaryota; Rhodophyta; Bangiophyceae; Galdieriales; Galdieriaceae. The transcript has a single exon.